CGGCGUGUACCAAAAAUGGCAAAGGAUAUCAACCAGGGGACGCAAUUAAGGAUAACUGCAAUAAAUGCACCUGUGAGCUCUACACCCAGCCGUACUCACGCUACGAGUGGCAGUGCACCAACCACGUCUGUCUUAUACGACCAGAAAUUAUAGACGCCAUCAACGACGGUCCCUUUACGUGGAAGGCCCGCAAUCAAUCAAAGCUCUGGGGCCUGACCCUGGACGAUGGGGUCCGCUACAGACUGGGCACCUUCCAGCUGGCACAGAACGUGGUGGACAUGACGCCCAUCAAGGUGCCCGUCGAGACGAUCCCCGAGAGGUUCGACGCCCGCGAGAAAUGGCCCGGGCUGAUACACCCCAUCACGGACCAGGGGAACUGUGGCUCGUCGUGGGCCCACUCGACCACAGCUGUCUUGGCCGACAGGCUGAGUAUAGAGACGGACGGUGCCAUCAAAGACCAGCUGUCGGUGCAGCAUCUGCUCUCCUGUAACACACACUUCCAGACGGCGUGUGAAGGUGGACACUUGGACAGGGCCUGGUGGUAUCUGAGGAAACAUGGAGUGGUGAGUGAGGAGUGCUACCCCUACACCGUCCCGCCCCCAGGCGUCAAGCCCCAGUGCCUGAUCUCUGGAGCCAACCCCAGGUGUCCGAGUGGACGGGAGUACAAAGUAGGGAAACGUUUCAUGUCCACCCCGCCCUACAGGAUCCGGCCGUCGGAAAGGGAGAUAAUGAUCGAAAUUAUGGAAAAUGGUCCAGUUCAAGCCGUUAUGUUGGUGAAGGAAGAUUUCUUCCUCUACAGCCACGGUAUCUACCGCUACACCAACAUCGUCAAGAGGAAGAACGAACCAGAUAAAAAUCUCAAGUCUGGCGUCCAUUCGGUCAGGAUUAUUGGAUGGGGAGUGGAGAGAAAUUUUGAAGGGGACAUAAUCAAAUACUGGAUCUGCGCCAACUCCUGGGGCACCGACUGGGGUGAGAAAGGCUACUUCAGGAUUCUCCGGGGCGGUGACGAGAGUCAGAUCGAGGACUCGGUGAUCGGCGUGUGGGGGAGGAUCAGCGGGGACGAGGCUCUCAGCACUCUCCUGUACGCAAACCGCAGGCAGAGAAACAGGGGAAGGGUCAGCGGGGACGAGGCUCUCAGCACUCUCCUGUACGCAAACCGCAGGCAGAGAAACAGAAACAACCCACGGGGCAAGAGACAACUGCGCGCCAGACGGGGCAGACGACGACAGAGGCGCGAACACGCUGAGCGACACAACCUGAACAAGAUCGAGAGCUACAUGGAGCUGGAGCAUAACACGGGCAGGAAGUACCGGGACUUCAAGAGCUCCAAGCAUCGCAUCCUCACCCGCAAGUGGAACAAGAACAAAAAGAAACUUAAGAAAAACUAAAUUUUUUUUUCUAAUCUAAUGUAACCAAUCUAAAAAUAUUGGGCGAAUUGUUUUAAACGAAGGAUAUAUACAUAUAUGUUAUAUAUAUAUAUAUAUACAUGUAUAUAUAUGUAUAUGUAUAUAUGUGUAUAUAUAUUUAUAUAUAUAUACACACAUAUAAAAUAUGUAUAUAUGUAUUUACAUAUAUAUAUAUAUAUAUAUAUAUAUAUAUAUAUAUAUAUAUAUAUAUAUAUAUGUCUAUGGAUGGCAUUAUUUAGAAAUUUCCAGAAGGGAAUGAAGAGGUUAGGUCGCCACAGUAGGAAUCAUAAUACAACGUUACUCGUCUACAUCAAUGUGCAUUUUUCUCUGUCUACACUACCGAAUACAAAAUGGCAUGUUUUUAUGCCUUUAGUUUAUCAGUUCAAGUUACAGACCUGUUUGCCAUAGUGUAGAGCAAACGCUCAUCUACUGAAAUUUUAAAGGCUUUUUUUUCUGUUGUUGCGAUGUUUUGUUUGUUGAUGUUUUUAUAUGAAGCUUCGGGUGGCAUUUGUGAUGACUUAGGUACUGGUGACAUCUGCGAUGACUGAAUGACAGUUGACAUUUGGGAUGUGAAGAUGACACUGUUUAAUUAAAUUUUACUAACCGGUAAAGCGUAAAAUGAAUUGUUUUUAUACAUCUCCGUUUAGAGAUUAUAUCCAACACGUUGAUUGUAUUCUGCAUUUGUUAUAAAUUAGCGCUGCGUAUGACCGGCUCCUUGCAUUUAUAUUUAGAUAGAGACAUAAGAACUUUAGUAAUUCAUUAAACGUGUGUCCAGUACGAGUGAUUCUUAUUUAGAAAAUGACCCAAGCCCUGUAGUAAGAAAUUAUAUCGUAGUUGUCUACUACAGAAGAUUUAAAAUAGUAUGGCAUAUUUUUAUUAUGAUAAACUGUAACAGACACAAUAUAAUAGUAUGGCAUAUUUUUAUUAUGAUAAACUUUAACAGACACAAUUAAGUAGUAUGGCAUAUUUUUAUUAUGAUAAACUGCAACAGACACAAUAAAAUAGUAUAGCAUAUUUUUAUUAUGAUAAACUGUAACAGACACAAUAAAAUAGUAUGGCAUAUUUUUAUUAUGAUAAACCGUAACAGACACAAUUAAAUAGUAUGACAUAUUUUUACAACGAUAGUCUUUGACAGACACGAUAAAAUCGUAUGCCAUAGUUGCAUUACUAUAAACUUUACCAAACACAACUCAUAGCGAUGUUCUACAAGAAUGACGAUACUGUCUGUUUGUAGGCCGCAUGUUAUCUAAUGGGAUUCGAACCCAAAUCCACUCAAAAAAAUCCAUUCAAGGAAAACAACGAUGCUUUUUUUUUUCUGCCGUUCUUAUUUCCCUUUGCAGUAGAUAGUGUAUACAACAACGGUUAGAAAACAUACAAUCCAGCGAGGCAACAACCCAGUGUAUAAUAGUGCAAGUUAAAAUUACAUGUGUAAAUAUCUAUAGCGUGUAUUUAUAUCUACUCAAUACCAAAGUGACAAAAAUUAGUAGCAGGGCGAUCGCAUGUGUAUGUGACGUGUGUCUUGUGUUAUAUAUAUAUAUAGGCCUAUAUAUAUAUAUAUAUAUAUAUAUAUAUAUAUAUAUAUAUAUAUAUAUAUAUAUAUAUGUGUGUGUGUGUGUAUGUGUGUGUGUGUGUAAACGUAUACUGUAUACGUACGUGAAUGCAUAUAUUGAUAUAUAUAUAUAUAUAUAUAUAUAUAUAUAUAUAUAUAUAUAUAUAUAUAUAUAUAUAUAUAUAUAUAUAUAUAUGUAUACGCUUAGAUAUAUAUUUGUCUAUCAACAUCAUAAUAUUAUAUAUCAAAUUAGUAGAUUCCUAUAGCCAUGUAAUAUUAAUUAUAUAAUUAAAUCUAAGUGUAAUUUUACUUUUGCAGUAUUUUGUUUUUGUAUUUUUGUUGGAUGUAACACUUGAAUUAGCAACCCUUUUUAUUUAUCUUUAAGAGACGAACCCACCAACCCCACACCCACCUCAAAGUGUAACCCCCCUCCCCCACCCACCCAAUGCACAUAUAUUUUCCGUGUGUAGGUUUGUAGAAAAUUGAAGUCAAGAAUCACUUAAAACAUGAACGCCCUCCAGGGAUGUAAUUCAAAUAUUCUCGACUCCCCAUAUCCUAAAUAAUUAACUCCCCUUUCAUUGAUUUUGUUUUUUCUUUUUCUGGAUAAAAAUAAAAAUUAUUCUUCCGUUAAUUCCUACAUAAGAGAGCGUCUUUAUAUGACAAAACUAAGCGUAAUAAAUUUUCUUUAACCUUAACUAUAAGUAGAGAUUGUAAUCUCAGAUGCUUAUGACUGUGUUAUCCCAGCUAAGAGCUACCGGUCAAUCAUAUUUUUAAAAAAAUAAUCCUGGUUAAGGAGUCUUGUUUUAUUUUAGUUUGGUCUAGUAUAAUAUCUCUUUGUUUUAGUUUGGUUUAGUAUAAGAUCUUUUGUUUUAUUUUAGUUUGGUCUAGUAUAAGAGGUCUUUGUUUUAUUUUUCGUCUAGUGUAAGAGCUCUUUGGUUUAUUUUGGUUUAAUCUAGUAUAAGAUCUCUUUGUUUUCUUCAAAAUUAUUAUAGUGUUGAAAGAUGAAAAAACCAAAAACUUAAUAAAUAAAAAUAAAUGGGUCCAUGUCUUUUCGUUUCUAAAGUCAUUGUUUCACACCUUAUACCACCAGGUACGUGUGAGUCAGUAUCUGGGUUAGGUCACGUCUGCUGCAUGCUUGUGUGUCACGUGAUUCAAAUACCUUUGACCCCCCCCCUACCCCAACCUUUUCAUCCCACCUAUAUAACAAAAAAACUGUCUGUAGCUUUAUAUGCAUCUGUUAAGGUUCAAUGUGAGCCAUUUGAUGCUUUGUACUGGUCAGAUCCUGGAAUAUUUAUUAGUAAAAUAAAUAAAAUAUUAUUUCAUUA
This is a messenger RNA of Physella acuta, 4280 nucleotides long. RefSeq names its product putative peptidase C1-like protein F26E4.3. Gene Ontology annotation, molecular function: cysteine-type peptidase activity. NCBI's taxonomy places the organism in Eukaryota, Metazoa, Mollusca, Gastropoda, Physidae. Gene Ontology annotation, biological process: proteolysis. The record is from RefSeq and is a predicted model, not a curated record.